AUUUACAGAGAAUAUAAGAUGCAAUCUCUGGUGCAUCAUCAUCUCAAAUCACUGACGACGACUGAACAAUCAAGGUCUGAUAUUCAAAUAUUUAAACGGAGAUGUUUCGGCGAUGUCAGACUCUUUUUUGCAUCAUCAUUUGUAUGGUGUCUACAAAUACCGCUUCCCCUCUCGGCCACAGAGGAGCGCUGUCCUUCUCCAAUUCACUGCGCCUCACGCGCACAAUCCGCGCCAGAGUCCAACAGCUGCUGUCCCGAUACAAACAACAGGUGUUUAGAGGCGAGCUUUUUGUGUACGGAGACCUAGGCCUAAUGAAGCUGAGUACACUACCCACUGCGACUCUCAGUUAUCAGACCUGGCUACACAUGCAGGACACUGAGCGUUUGCGUUUGGCCUCUCACUACCUCCAAAUUUUCUGGACUCACCUGGAAAGUCAACGGCAGCAGCUUGAGAGAGAAAGAGAUGCGACGAGAGAAAAAAGAGAGCAGCGAAGAGACAAACGAGGAAGGCCACAGCCCACCUUGUGCCAAAGUUUUGUCGGUCUGCAAAUAGAUCUGAGGGAUCUAAUGAGACAAGUCAACUCACAGUUGAAGAGCAUCACACAGUUGUCUGCAUCCACAGAAUCUCCACUUCUCCAUCCCCUACACUCCACUUCAUUGUCCAGUCCAUUUCCCAGCAUGCAUCAUUCCACAGACAACACCAGAAAGCCCCAGAGCCCAAGACCCACUGUUAACCCUAGGAGCUCCGCACACUUCACCGUACAAUCAUCUGAGACCUUUAACUCUGCCGACAGGAGAUUGACUUCAGCAAUGAAGAAGACCACUGUUAGCCUCCUGCAAACCACCACCCGGGCAUCGACACUUGCGUCGACCCAGCAGACCACAACAGCACGGGAGUCACUUUGGAUUCAACAUAUGAGAGGGUACAUGAUACUGAGAGAUCUAGAACGGUACUUGAGCAGAUUGGCACGAGAUUACACUGUGCUCCAAGCCAAAUAUUGAAAAACACAUCAAAGAAAACCUUUGAAAACAAAUACCAAGUAUUGGAGCAACACGGAAUUAAAUUAUAAAACAGAACCAAGGAAUUGCAUAAUUGAAUACACUAACAUUCAUAUCACUAAAGAACUUCAUGUCAUAGUUGCUGUUUACCUUGCUCAUUAACUUUUUUUAUGAGAAUAUUUUAUUAUUUACCGUUUUUUUUACAAAAGACUAGACAGAUACUUGUCUUAAUGUGUGAAAAUUUAUUUUUUUGAAUCUAAAUUUCAGUAUUUUAUAUUUAAUGAGUAUUGUAUGGGAUAGGUCAGGGGAGUAAAUACAUGAACAGGCAGCUAGUAUAGGUCAUCAUGAGAUUACCUAAGCAGUAUUAUUUGACAAGCAAGUAUUUUUAGAUUAUACAAUGGUUGUGUUAUUUGUAUUAACACAAUGCCAGCAUCAUUUAAACAAGAAAAAAAACAGUACAUGUUUGGUUUAUAUUAAACUGAAACAAAACAGCAUAGUCAGCAAUUGUAGAAAUUCAAAAUUCCCCAAACACCCCACUUCCCUCCUUCACUGAUAAUCGGCAAUACAAAGGUCAGAACGAUAUUAACUUUACAUCCGCUUUUCUUUUUCAUUCCCCUGUACUUUCCACCUUGUCUUAUUUAUUAAGUUAUUUAUUUUAUUUAUGUGAAAUGUGUGUAAAACCUUUUUCAAUCAAUAUUUAUUAUUCAUAAAUAAGUGCAGAAGUGAAACAUGUGUACUGAAUUACUGAAUAAAAUGACUGUGAAGCAUUUCUACUGAA
Messenger RNA from Pimephales promelas (fathead minnow), 1776 nucleotides. RefSeq lists its product as uncharacterized. The record is from RefSeq and is a predicted model, not a curated record. Gene Ontology annotation, cellular component: extracellular region. NCBI's taxonomy places the organism in Eukaryota, Metazoa, Chordata, Actinopteri, Cypriniformes, Leuciscidae. Gene Ontology annotation, biological process: cell surface receptor signaling pathway; positive regulation of tyrosine phosphorylation of STAT protein. Gene Ontology annotation, molecular function: cytokine activity.